Molecule: messenger RNA, 1158 nt
Organism: Closterium sp. Yama58-4
Lineage: Eukaryota; Viridiplantae; Streptophyta; Zygnematophyceae; Desmidiales; Closteriaceae
Source: the annotation of a GenBank genome assembly
AUGGCACACGGCGUGGUGGUUAGAGGGCUUGCUCACCCUCUAGCCAUAGAGAUGUUCCACGAUAUCAACAUGCUGGUGGAGCAGGGCGAGCAGUACAAGGUGUUUGGAGCGGUCCCUGUGACCCCACGACUGAGGACAACCCUAUCCCCCCCCAACCCUAAACCCAAAACCCUGAACCCUCAGUUCCACGAUAUCAACAUGCUGGUGGAGCAGGGCGAGCAGUACAAGGUGUUUGGAGCGGUCCCUGUGACCCCACGACUGAGAACAACCCUAUCCCCCCCCAACCCUAAACCCGAAACCCUGAACCCUCAGUUCCACGAUAUCAACUUGCUAGUGGAGCAGGGCGAGCAGUACAAGGUGUUUGGAGCGGUGCCUGUCACUCUUGGACUGCGGGCAACCUUAUAUCCCCCCAACCCUAAAUACGAAUCCCUGAACCCACAAUUCCACGAUAUCAACAUGCUGGUGGAGCAGGGCGAGCAGUACAAGGUGUUCGGAGCCAUGCCUUUCCACGAUAUCAACAUGCUGGUGGAGCAGGGAGAGCAGUACAAGGUGUUUGGGGCAGUGCCUGUCACUCCUGCCAACACCUACAAGGUGCUGGCAAACAAGGAAGCUGCGCUGCUGUUUCCUGGAGGCGUGCGGGAGGCUCUAAAGAAAAGGGGGGAGGAAUAUCAGCUUUUUUGGCCCGAACGAGCAGAGUUUGUGCGCAUGGCGGCAAAGCACGAAGCAACAAUCAUCCCGUUUGCAUGCAUUGGCGUGGAUGAUGGGUUCGAUAUCCUUGUGGAUCCGGACGAAAUGCCCAGCGUGCCCAUCAUUGGCCCCAUGGCAGUGGAGGGCGUGCAGGCAUGGCCCAGAGUGAGGGAUGCAGCGGCAGCAGGGGAAGCAGCAGAGCAGUUCAUCCCCCCAGUCGUGGUCCCCAAGGGGUUGAACCGCCUCUACUUCCUCUUCCAAGCACCCAUCAGAACAAAAGGCAUGUCCCACUUGCUGACAGACAAGGCAGCAGCAGCAGAGCUGUACGCGCAUGUGAAGGGGGAGGUGCAAGACGGGCUGCGGUAUCUGCUGAGGAAGAGGGAGGAGGACCCUUAUAAUGUCCCUGUAUCCAGAUUAGUGUAUGAGGCAACAUGGGGUGGGGAGAGGCAGGCUCCCACGUUCAAGCCUUGA